AUGUCCGAGCUACAUUCAGAAACGACGGUGGAGGACCUGGAUUACGAAGAAUACCAAGUGCCUUCGGAAGAUGCCGAGAUGCGCUGCCCGAUCUGCCUCGAGGUGCGGAAUGGCUCUGCAGGUGACUUCGAUCACAACCGACGGUGGAUCGUGUUGCAGUGCUGUGAGGACGCUGUAUGCAGACAGUGCCUUCGCCAGCACCUGCUCACCAACGGCCACGCCUGCCCCUUGAAUCCGGGGCAUAAUUUGCGGGAUGUGGACGUCAUCGCUGGCUGUAGCGCUCCAAACGACUGGGUGAAGCUGGAGCAGCGCCGGAAGUUCCGAGAAGUUGGAGGGAAAGGCUUUUGUUGUACCAGCGACAGCUGCGCCGGAAUUCUGCCUUCCCCGCCGCCAGGAGUUUGGCAGAAUGAGCCGUUCCCAGCGGCCUGCCCAGGCUGCCACCUUGCCCACUGUGGCAGGUGUGGAAGCCCAUGGCCAGCUUCGUUGAUGCAGCGUCAUGUUUGCGAGGACCUCCGGCAUUCUGCAGAGCAGAGGGAGGUCCAGGCACGAGUUGCUGCAGAGCAAGUGGCGGCACCGCUUAUCGAUGCCAUCACUGCUUCCAUCACCGCAGAGACGCCUUUCAACUGGGUGGCGGCCACCGUGGGCAUGCUCGGGCCCGAAGCAGCCCGUGCACGGCUCGACGGAGUUGGCCUCAACCAACAGCAGACACAACUGCUGCUCCGCGGACUACCAAACCUCGAAGACCCAGCCGUUGUUUGCCCGGAGUUACGGCUUCUGAACAUGCUCCAGGAGCAUCGGGCAGAAAACCGACCCGAAGAACAAGGCGAAGAUGCGGCGUGGCAUCGGGCUAUCCAGUUUGAAUACGAGCGAGUUUUGCUGGGCCGUCGCCGGAACACGGCGACCAUGCGCGAGUUAGAGAACCUCAAUGCGCAGCGGAGGGACGGCCAAACGCCCAUCAAAAACUGCCCGCGCUGCCGUCACCCCACCGAUCGGGUUGAUGGCUGCAACAUCAUGACCUGCACAAUAUGCAGGGCGGAGUGGUGUUUCAUCUGCGCGCAGGAGAAGAGCAG
This is a messenger RNA of Symbiodinium sp. CCMP2592, 1070 nucleotides long. NCBI's taxonomy places the organism in Eukaryota, Dinophyceae, Suessiales, Symbiodiniaceae. The record is from the annotation of a GenBank genome assembly.